UUCCGGUAAAAAAAAAAAACUUGCCUUUUCCCUUUCUUCUUCUUUGGUUUCUAGUUGUGUUUUGCAGCUCGACAGAUGGAACGAGGCGGCGGCGGCGGGGGCGGAGGCGACGACGCGGUGGCGCCGUUCGUCGCGAAGACCUACCACAUGGUCAGCGACCCGGCGACGGAUGGCCUGGUCAGGUGGGGCAGAGCCAACAACAGCUUCAUCGUGACGGACCCUCUCGAGUUCUCUCUCAGGAUCUUGCCCGCUUAUUUCAAGCACGGCAACUUCUCCAGCUUCGUUCGCCAGCUCAACACCUACGGUUUCAAGAAGGUCGAUCCGGACAAGUGGGAGUUCGCCAGUGAAUACUUCCUCAGGGGCCAAACCCAUCUUUUGAGCAGCAUAGCGAGGAGGAAGCACAACCCCAGCAGCACUUCUGCUGCGCAUCCACAGUCGAUGAACAGUUGUGGGGAGGUGGAGGAUGAAGACGACGUGGCCGUGGAGAUAAGCAGGCUGAGACAAGAGCAAAGGACGCUGGAGCAAGAGCUUCAAGGCAUGAGCAAGAGGCUGGAGGCCACGGAGCGGAGGCCCUACCAGAUGAUGGAGUUCCUGCACAAGGUCGUGGAGGACCCGCAGUUGGUUCUGAGGAUGAUGGUUGAGAAAGACAGGACGAGGCAAUUGCUGUGUGAAAAGAAAAGGGGAUCGUUGAAAUCGUCCUCUUCCUCUGACUUAUCCUCGCCACCGUCACUGUCGCCGUCGCCGUCGCCGUCGUCGCCUUCUUCCUUCACCAGAGCGCUGGAUGUGGCCAAUUCUGCCGUAGAUGAAGAAGAGAAAGAUGGCGGCGAGACCCAUUCCCGACCGCCGCAGGAGACCAAUUUUGUUGUGCCCAACUGGCGCGCUGCUAAUGGAAGUCUGGGGAUGCCGAGGUGGGAGGUCGUGAGCGCUGGUCGAGUUGCUGGCGUGGCAUGCGAGCCUGCGAUGGCUAAUUGGUCGCUUCCGCCGGCUGCCGGAGGUGGCGGCGGCGGCGGCGGCGGCGUCGGAGCUGUGGCGGUGUUGCCCCAGCAACAUGGCUCGAGUGGAUUUGGCGGCGGUGUCGAUAGUGGAUGGCAAUCGAGGUACCUCGGAGAAGUGGCCGCGGCAGUGACCGGCCACGCCGCCUUAUCCAUUUUCUUUGUUCUUCCACUAAGUGAUGACGAUAAAUAUUUUUUUCUUUGGAGGUCAAUCACAUGAUUUAUCCUGUGUAUUUAUUGUUUUUCCA
This is a messenger RNA of Rhodamnia argentea, 1240 nucleotides long. RefSeq names its product heat stress transcription factor C-1-like. NCBI's taxonomy places the organism in Eukaryota, Viridiplantae, Streptophyta, Magnoliopsida, Myrtales, Myrtaceae. Gene Ontology annotation, biological process: regulation of transcription by RNA polymerase II. The record is from RefSeq and is a predicted model, not a curated record. Gene Ontology annotation, molecular function: RNA polymerase II cis-regulatory region sequence-specific DNA binding; DNA-binding transcription factor activity. The transcript has 2 exons. Bases 76 to 1212 code for a protein of 378 amino acids. Gene Ontology annotation, cellular component: nucleus.